CAGCAUGCAAUCGGAGAGAUGAAUAGAAAACCUUCUGGGCAAUUUUAGGGUAUGCCUACAUGUUUAUAAGGAACAAUCUCUCCCCAUCAUCAGCACAUUCUUCUUCACUUCCUUAAGCACCUUUGCUCCUCACGUCCACUGUUGAAUAUCACGCCUUUUUCGACAGCCUUUCGCACCUUUCAUAUAUAACUCCAAGUCAAGUUCAUUCACUCUUUUCAAGUACAUAUCUAAAUUUCCAGUCCGAAACCAAAUCAAAAAAACUUCUACCCACCCUUUCAAUCACACAACCAAAUUCAAAAUGCAGCUCCCAAUCAAGACCCUCGUCGCUCUCCUCCCCUUCUUUCUCCAAGCCAGUGCUCAAGCUUCUGGUUCUGGUACCACCACUCGUUACUGGGAUUGCUGCAAGCCAUCUUGCGCCUGGCCUGGCAAAACUACUCUCCAAUCUGGCUCUGGACCAGUCGGAACCUGCAAUGUUAAAAACUCCCCUCUCUCAGACCCUACUGCAAAUGCUGCAUCUGGAUGCAACGGUGGAAGCGCCUACAUGUGCUCAACCCAAUCUCCUUGGGCAGUUAACGAUAAUUUGGCAUAUGGUUAUGCUGCCGUUCACAUUGCUGGUGGAAGCGAGGCUUCGUGGUGUUGUGCUUGUUAUGAAUUGACUUUCACCAGCACUGCUCUUGCUGGCAAAAAGAUGAUUGUUCAAGCUACUAACACCGGUGGUGAUCUUGGCUCAAACCAAUUUGAUUUGGCUAUCCCAGGUGGAGGUGUUGGAAUUUUCAAUGGUUGUACAACCGAAUUCGGUGCUCCUCCCUCAGGAUGGGGUGCACAAUAUGGUGGUGUCUCCGCCGCUUCCGCCUGCGCAACCUUCCCAGCUGCCCUUCAACCAGGUUGCAACUUCAGAUUCAACUGGUUCAAAGGUGCUAAUAACCCAGCUGUCAAUUUCAAACAAGUCGCAUGUCCAGCAGCAUUGACCAAGAACACUGGAUGCAAGAGAGCUGAUGAUUCAAGCAUGCCAGCUCCAGGUGCUUAGGGGAGUGUAUCCGCCUCCCCAGUUGCAAGCACUUUACAUCUGCCAAGACCUCUUCUGUUGCUGUAGCACCUAGGUUCGCAAAGACCAAUGUCGCCGUUCCUCAUUCCACCUCUGCUUUAACUGGAAAAGAUGAUGCUUGCGAUGCCGAGUAAAUUACGAAAACUAGGACUUUCGACAGGUAAUUGAGUUUGAUGAACCGUAGAGGUAGAGGUAGAGAUAGAUGCUGCGAGAAAGAUGGCUGGGUAGAGAGCUGGUCAAAGAUGAUGAAAGACACCUUGUAACUAUAUUUCCAAUCGCCAAAUUAAAAUAUGAGUUGAACCAAGUUUUUGAUAAAACCAUUCUACUUCUCUUAUACUGCUUAUGAAUUAUCGCAGCAUUUUGACGCCUUCUCUGUCACAAUGCCAAUUCAUACUCACAAAUGCAACGUUCCUCCACUUCUACCAAACCCGUCCGUACACCAAUAUAAAAUCGUCUGUGAGAACCUUGUCGUCGUAUAUCGAUACGAUAAGUAAGGUAUUUUACCUUGCUGGCUUUGGAGCUGUUAUACAUAUGUAAACUCCUUCAAACAAUCAGUGUCAAGGAAUGGGGUAAGUUUUGUG
Botrytis porri is the source of this 1626-nucleotide messenger RNA. RefSeq lists its product as uncharacterized. Gene Ontology annotation, biological process: carbohydrate metabolic process. Gene Ontology annotation, molecular function: cellulase activity. The transcript is spliced from 2 exons. The record is from RefSeq and is a predicted model, not a curated record. Bases 299 to 1027 code for a protein of 242 amino acids. NCBI's taxonomy places the organism in Eukaryota, Fungi, Ascomycota, Leotiomycetes, Helotiales, Sclerotiniaceae.